CAGUUUGCCUACAAAGUGCUCAACUGCAGGAAAGUUGCUGAUAUCUGCAGUCUGCGUUGGCCGGGAGUGAAGAAGGGCAUUGCUGCGCGAACUAACGAUGCUUGAGAUGCUGGAGAGACCGACACGCAUGGCAGGAGUAGCCUUCCUAGCAGUAUUUGAAUGUUUAUUUGAGUGUAUACGUACAUGUUAAAUCGAAGACAUGGUCGGGAAAGGCUCGGUACAGCGCGAAGAAUGGCACGCACCUAUUUUGGAACCAAACCGUGGCUGGCCCCCGCACCGGUUUAGGCCACCCGACGUACGCCCCUCCUGGCGGGCGCUAGGCAACACGUGGAAGGCUUUCAGAUAGCGCUUAUCAAUGGACCCACAUCCCAACUCAUACACGCGUAUAUUUGGGCACUAGGGUUGCUGCGGCUAAACCGUGCGCGCCCAAACACGCAGUAACUGCGGCUGCGGGGCUCGCGCGACCACGGGAAGCGCCUUGACCGACCUCGCUGUGGGUUCUGAAGUCCACUACGUAGCUAUUUAGUGUUGGUGCCGCCAAGCUGAGAAGAUUUGGCGCAGGACGAGGUGCCGGCUCACUCUCUUCGCACCAUUUCCGGCCAGCGCGCGCACUCGCUCGAUUCAUCUCGCGCGCUUGCGACAGAGAUCCGUGGCUACACAUGGAUUGCCAGCAGCGUACGGCCCUGAAGGCCGCAAUGCGGUGCGAAAGGUCACAGGCCGAGUGGGUUGCUGGCAACGUUCCGCCGUCUUGGACGACGUUGUCGGCCGGGACCAUGACCAGUGGGCGGCGGCCAUUGUGCCAGCAGCAGCAGCAGCGGUGGGUUCACCUCUCACCACCAGCACCGCCGCAACCAGUAGCAGGGGUGACAGAGGUAGCAGCAGCGGGCUUCACAGCAGCAGCCGGCGCGGCGGCGGGCCCUGUUGCUGCUGCCGGAGGCAAUAGCGAGGGCGGUAGGCCAACCCCUCGCCGGGCCAGCAGUAGCACUGCCGCCGCUCUCGAUGACCACCUACGUGCGAACAGUCCAAACGCGGCGCUGCUGGCGGCACACGUCGGCGCGGCGUCAUCAGAUGCCGUUGCCGCCGCCGCCGCAGGGGCGGGCGUGUCAUCGGGGUUUGGAUUGCAGCAUAUGCAGCACCAGCAGGGCGGCAGCGCCCGCCGCCGGCGGAGCUCAGAUCAUCACGUGACUGCUGCGGCGGCGGAGGGCUAUGGUGGUGGUGAUGGCAGUGGGGGCGCCAGAAGCGGAUGCAGUCUGAGUGGCGGCCGCGGCGGGGUUGCUGCCGCUGCUGCUGCUGCAGGCGGCGACGGCUGUGACGAGUGCGCCGAGUGUGUUGACUCUGAGGGCGAGUGGGAGGCGGUCGGCGGCGGGUCUGACGCCGCCUCAUCUGGCGGCGGCGGCAGCACGGGCUGUGACAGCAGUGCGAGCGAUGAAGACCAGUCGCAAUCGGAAGACGGAGAAGGCGGGGAUGAAGAUGAGUCAGCGGACAGCGAGGAUGACGACGACAGCGGCGGCGGUGGCGGGCCGCCAGACCGCAACCCGCACCAUCAUCAGCAGGCCGCCGCCGCCGCCGCCGCCGCCGCUGCCGCUGGGUGCGAGGGUGGCGGCGCUGCUGUAUCGGUGGCGUGGAUGGCCUCCCGUGUGUCGGUGCUGCACUCGGAGGUGCGGCGCCUGCGCAGCCGGGUGCGGAGGCAGCGCCGCGCGCAUGCUGCGCUGGUAGCACAGGCGGCGGCGGCGGAAGCGGCGAAAGCGGCUGACGCGGAGUUUGCUGCUGUGGGGCGGCGGCGGCAGGUGGCGCCUGUGCCUGAGGAGGAGGCUGCGGCUGCCAUUGCCGAGCACAGGCUGGCAUGCAACACCGGCGACACCACCACAACCACUGCCAGCGCCGCCGAUGACAACUCCCGCCGCCAGGGUACCCCAAGCAGCGCCGAGGGCGGCUGCGCCGGCUCCGCCGUCACAGACGGCGGCCGCGGCAUGAAGCGAACGGCGGACGCCGCCGGCCUGCCUUCUCCUCCUCCCCUUCCUCCUCCUCCUCCUCCUCCCGUAACGCCCGUGCGCCCGCCGCCGCCUGCGCCCGCCGCAUUGGCAAAGCUGGCGGCGCCGCCGCCGCUGCCGGUCCUGCUGCAGAGUCCGCUGCCGUUGCCCCAACACCGAGCGCACCCGGCAGUAGCGGCGGCGGCGGCGGCGGUGCCGGCGGCGGUAGCGCUGUCGACGAACUGUCACCUGCCGGCUUGCAGCAGCCACCCCAAGCACGUGCAGCCGAUGACACCACUUGCGACGCCGCAGCUGCUCCGUACAAGCUCGUCGCUUGACGCGCCGCCGCCCGCCGCCCGUGUGCCUUCCGCCGUGCCGGCGGCGGCGGCGGCAACAGUGGCGGCGGCAGUGGAAGCGGCGGCCGGGCCCGCCGCUGCGCUGAUGGCAGCCGCUCCUGCUGCCCCUGCCGCUGCCGCUCCAGCAGCUGCAGCUGCAGCAGCUCUAGAGCCGCAUGGGGAUGCGGCGGCGGCGGCGGCUGACGUGGCCUGCACGUCAUCCUGCUGCUUCAGCUUUGACGGCCUGGCCAGCAGCAGCCUCAUGCUGUUUGAUGGCGGCGGCGGCGACGAGGCAGAAGACACCGGGGCAUGCAGCGGCGGCGGUGACGGCAGGGGCAGCGGCGGUGGGGCCAGCACCUGCGGCCUAUCCUGGGUGGGCGCUGGCGGGCUCUUUCUAGGCAGCGGCGGUGGGGGCGGCGCAUGCCCGCCUGCGCUGCAGCUGCUACAGCCACCAUCGCAGCAGCUGCUGCAGCUGCUGCCUGACGGCGGCGCCUGCGGCUACAGCUGUGGCUACAGCGACGGCGACGGCAAUGGUGUCCUGGGGGUGUCGGCGGCGUGCGUUGCGUGCGGCGGCGCCGACUGCACCUCGUGCCACUGCUUCGCCGCGCUGACUGGCCUCAUCGCGCCCUCGCCACCGCCGCACCACCAUAACCAGCUCCAGCCGCAGGUCCAGCAGCAGCAGCAGCAGCAGCCACACCACCAGCUCCAGCCGCAGCAGCAGCAGCAGCAGCAGCAGCCAGGCGGCAUGCCGAACGAGCAAGCGGCGGCUGCGGCGUGCUGGGCGCCCGCCUCUGCUGCUGCGGCGGCGACGACGAUGGCGGCGGCCGCUGCCACGGGGGCCGAAGGCACCUGCAGCUCCGAUCAGCAGCAGCUGCUGCCCACUCCACCGCUGGUCAGCUUCCCGUCAUCACAGCCGCCGGCGCCCCUCACCCAACAGCAGCAGAAGGACCCGGCCGCCGCCGUGGAUGGCGGUGCGUGCGGUGCCAUGUGGAUUCCGCGCUGCGCCGCGCGCCGCAGGCAACGCAGCAGGGGCGGCAGCAGCGGCGGCGCGGCGCUCACCGCGCCUGCUGCCGCCGCCGCCGCCAUCACCGCCAACGGCACCCUGGCUGCUGCAGCGGAGCUGCUGGCCGCGUCCUUGCACCCACAACCGCCGGCGCCGCAGGCGCUGCUGCUACAGAACCUCCUGCACCCCAGCCUUCCCGCCGUGUCUAUCAGUAAGGAGCGGCUGAUGCAAGCGAUCCACGCCGCCGGACAGCUGCUGACGCUGCCGCUGGCCACGGCCAUUAGUAACCGCCUGGUCGCAGCCGCCGCUGUAGGCGGCGGCGGCGGCGGCAGCGCUGCGGUUGGCGGCAGCGAGGAGGCGGUGGCGGUGGCGGCGGCGGCGGUCGCCGCGGCGGCGGCGCUGCAGGGUGACGGCGGCAGCUCCGCGGCUCUGGAACUGCCGCAGAGCUGGACUGACUUAGUCAUGCAGGCGGCAGCCAGCAUGGCGGCGGCGGCGGCGGCACAUGGCGACGGCGGCGCAGCCGCCAGCGCGCCGGCGGCGGCCGUGCGCGGCGGCGGCGCCGCCGCCACCAGGCCACGGCCGGCGUUGGGCACGCUGCCCAAGCCCAUUCCGCGGCCUUGGAAGGACUUGUCGCCGCGGCAACAGAAGAUGGCUCGCAAGCGGCGCGCGCAGGCGGCGGCGGCGAUGCGCAAGGUCAAGGCGGAGAUUGCCAAAGCGGCCAAGGAGGCCGAGGAAGCAGCGGCCGCCGCCGCGGAUGCUGGUGAUGGUGGUGAUGGUGGUGCUGAUGCCGCUGGCGGCGCCGCCGAGGUCUGCGGCGCACCUCACGGCAUCGCGGCGGCGGCGGCGGGCACGACAGGCGCUGGUGCUAGUGCUGCUGCGGGUGCUGGUGAUGUUGCUGCUGGUUUUAGAGCUCGUGGUGAUACCGUGUGGCGGGCAGCUGGCGGCGGCGGCGGCGGCGGCGCGACGGCUGUGGCGGCGCGGACCGCCGCGGUGGUUGGCCGCAAGCCGGCGGCGGCGGCGGCGGCGCAUGCAACACCCAAGCACAUGGUGCCGCCGCCGCCAGCGGGGGCGGGGGCGGAAGGCGCUGCCGGUGCGGCUGUUGGUGUCAAGGCAAUGGCGACGGAGGAGGAGGCGGAUGCGGUAAGCAGCAGCGGCUCGCUAAGGCCUGGCGGCGGCGCCCAUGCCGCCGCCGCCGCCGCCGCCGCCGCCGCCGCCGCCGCCGCCGCCGCGGCAGCGUGGUGUCACGGCUGCUGGUCGCCGUCCCUCGGCGCCGCCGCUGUCGCUAGCUGGCAGCACCCGCACCCACACCCGCACCCACACCCGCAUCUGCCAGCGCUCGGCCACCUGCCGCCGUACGGUUCGGCUGCGGCUGCGGCGGCGGCGGUACCGCCGCCGUCGUUUGGGGCUGGCGGCGGCUGGCGCAGCCGCUCCCACCACCAGCACCACCACUACCUGGUGACGGCAACGACGGCGGCGCCGCCGGUGACUCACGCCCAGCAUGCUUGGCCUGCUCCGCCGCCGCCGCCUGCUGCUGGCAUUGCCGCCGCCGCCGCCGUGCUGUCGGCGCCAGGCGUGGCGGGUGCCGCGGCGGCGGUGCCGCCGCCGCCGCCUGCGGCGGGAACCAGCGCGGCUCCGCCGCCGCCGACGCCAAUGGCCGGGCAGCAGCAGCAACAGCAGCAGAUCGCUAUGGGCCCCACAGCCCCUCCCUCUUGCCACGGCCCCCUGCCGCACGGCAGUAACACAGCAGCUGCCGCCGGCUACAGCUGCAGCCCUCACGGCGCUGCCUCGGCUGCUGCUGCCGCCGCCGCCGCGUCGGGCGCCGCACCCUACCCUCACCCCUACCCUCACCCCUACCCCUACCCAUGGCCCGGCCACCCUUACGCCCCCGCUGCCGGCGCCAGCCGGCCGCCCCGGCCUGGCGCCUACGGGGCCCAGCAGUACCCGCCGCAGCCGCCGCCGGCUCAUUUGGCCCAUGCACAUGUGCCCUUCAUGUCGCCGCCGCCGCCGCCGAUGCAUCCUCACCAACACCAAGGCUACUACGGACCGACGGUUUCGGCCGCUAGACCGGCGCCUAACUUCCCGCCGCCGCCGCCGCACCCGCAACCGACGGCGCCGCCGGCGGGCUCGUUGUAUCCCGGGGGCGCCGGCGGCGCCUGGCGCCGGCAGAGCUGGCCAGCCUCGACGCCCGCCGCUGCAGCUGCCGCGGCCGCCCCGCCGCCGCCGGGUUAUGCCUACUGGCCGCCGCCGCCACAGCAACAGCAACAGCUGCAGCAGCAGGAGCCCUACGGUGCGCCGAUGCCCGGCCCUGCCUCGUGGCCGCCGCCUUCAGACGCACCCCAACACCCCCAUCCCCACCACCUGCAGCGGCACCCUCAACCGCACCAGCAGCACCAGCAACAGUGGGAGGCACAGCAGCUGCAACCACAGCAGCAGCAGCCGGUGACGCAGCCGAGGUAUCAGCAGCAGGUGCAGCAACACUUCUAUGGAGCCCAAAUUCCAUAUCCUUCGGCGGCUGCGGCGGCGCCCGCAACAGAGGCUGCACCGCAUCAUGCCUUCCCGCCGCCCGCACCGACGGCGGCGGCGGCCGCGGCCAACCUGCCCCCGCAGCAGCCCAAUGCCAUGGCGCCCGGCGCCGGAUGUUGGCAGCAUGGCGAGUGGGCGGCGGCGGCGGCGGCGGCGGCGGCGGCGGCUGCAGCCGUGCCGGAGUGUGGCAUGCCGCAGCCGCCGGCACCAUCGCAACAACAGCAACAACAACAGCAAGCCGUAGGAAUGGCGGGCAACCCAGCGGCGGCUGGACACCACGAUGGCGGGGUGUGGGGCUGGAGUGCGUUGUCGGUUGUGCCGCCGCCGCCGCCGCACCACCCACAGCAGCAGCCACAGCCGCAGCCACACCCGCAGGAGCAGCAGCCUCAUCAUCAGUCGUCGUGGGUAAAUGCGUGAAGGCAUGCAUGCGUGUCGUGAGCAAAGCGCUCGAGGCGCGAGGCCGUGAACAUAGACAAUUAAGUAGGACGAACGGAUGAUGCGAGGUGGGAAUGGGACACAUGCGGCGUUUGACUCCUCUGUGACUACUACUCGCACUGGCUGUUGCGUAUGAUGUGUACGGCACUGACGCCGAUUGCAUUAAUAAGACAGACACGGACGCAUGCAGCAUUUUGUGUGGGCGCUGUUGCGGAAGGACAGCCGCGCAUGAAUGCGACAAUCAAGAGGGCACGUGCCGUGUGGGUUUUUGACCGCACCAGAGCGGGUUUUUGUGCACCGGUACCGUACUCUCUGUGUGAGCAUUCAUGCAGGGCCGCCCUGGUUUCCCGCACUACUAAGCCCUUAGCUCAGGGGAGGCUUUAGCCAGUGCGGCAAUUUUCGGAGGGCUGUCUUCUUUUGGGAGGCGUUGCCGUAUUUUACAGGUGUUUUUGUUCCGUAUUUGGCGUGUGUGCGUGUCCGUGUGUUAUGCAUUUGUCUCACCAAACACAUACCAGUUCGAGGCUUCAGGCCACGGAGACGCGCGCUCAUGCACAUACGGUAUCGUGGUGGAUUGGAGUUGGGGUCGGGGUUGGGGUUGUGUGUUGUGUGUUGCAGGACUGAUGGGGCCCUGACGAAGACUCGUGUGAGCCCGCUGCAUGCAUAUCGGUAGAUUGUCAUAAAGCGUAUGGGCGAACGAUGUCAAUGACUCCGCGUUAGCAAGAGUGCACGAUCGCUGUAACGGGCAACUGCU
Messenger RNA from Chlamydomonas reinhardtii, 7017 nucleotides. RefSeq lists its product as uncharacterized. Gene Ontology annotation, biological process: positive regulation of DNA-templated transcription. Gene Ontology annotation, cellular component: SWI/SNF complex. The coding region runs from base 696 to 6248 and encodes 1850 amino acids. The record is from RefSeq and is a predicted model, not a curated record. Lineage: Eukaryota; Viridiplantae; Chlorophyta; Chlorophyceae; Chlamydomonadales; Chlamydomonadaceae. The transcript is spliced from 2 exons.